UUAGCUUAUGGCAUGCGAAUUGGGUCGAUUAUGUCAUGGCGGGUUAGAUGUUUUCGGCAGUUGAUUUUAUUGAAUUUGUUUUGAAUUACGCCGUCAAUGAUCUCGUUUGAAACGCUGUCGUUUAAAAAUAAGCUUAUUUGUAUAUUAGUGACCUUUUUAUAAACUAUUCAAAUGCUGAAACGGUUGCAAAUGGGCCUUCGCGCGUUCAUGCUGCUCGCAUCAAAAGUAUGGAGUUGUUUUUGUUAUAUGUUUAAGAAGCAAUAUCGAGCGUUGGCUCAAUAUCAAUCCGUCAAAUAUGAGAUGUAUCCGCUUUCGCCCGUAUCUAGACACAGGCUGAGUCUAGUAAAAAGAAAAAUGCUGGUACUAGAUUUAGACGAGACGCUGAUCCAUUCACAUCACGACGCGAUGCUGCGGCCGACUGUGAAACCUGGCACGCCACCAGAUUUUGUGCUCAAAGUUACGAUAGACAAGCAUCCUGUGCGGUUCUUCGUGCAUAAAAGGCCGCAUGUCGAUUACUUUUUGGAUAUAGUAUCACAAUGGUACGAGCUGGUGGUGUUCACAGCGUCGAUGGAGAUCUACGGAGCCGCUGUUGCCGACAAACUCGACAACGGUAGAGGAAUACUACGGCGGCGGUUCUACAGACAGCACUGCACAGCAGAAAACGGUUCCUACACAAAGAAUUUGUCGUCCAUAUGUGACGACCUCAACAGGGUGUUUAUAUUGGACAACUCACCGGGCGCGUACCGGGAUUUUCCAGACAACGCGAUCCCAAUAAAGUCGUGGUUCUCGGACCCGCUGGACGUGGCGCUGCUGAACUUGCUGCCCGUGCUGGACGCGCUGCGCUUCACGCACGACGUGCGCUCCGUGCUCUCGCGCAACCUACAUCUGCACCGCCUCUGGUAGUGCUAUGUCCUAUAAAAUACCGGCUUUUGUACAAAUGAUGGACGCCACAGGCCUCCUGAACUUAUUUAUUAUUUUGUCACUCGUUAGGCGGUUCAGCUUCUAUUCAUAUAGAUUUAAUAUAGUUGAAUAUUUUUUUUUAAGUUUUGUUUUUACGUAAAUAAAAGUGAUUAUCCGGUGCAAUGUACACACAAAAUGUGUAUGUUGGUAAGUUACCUACAUAAGUAGGGCGGAAGCGUUUUUAAAACGCUGUUUUUUUUGUUAUUGAGAAUGAAAGUGCAAGAAUGAGGGUGAGGUCUCACUGCGAGCGGUAGGAAAUGUUUACAUGUUCCCAAAUUGAGCUUCAGUGUUUGGUGCUUUUACCCCUACUUCAUAAUCAAUUCCCAGUCACUUUAGCUAUUAAAAUUAAAUUAAUUAAUAUGUCAAUUCUAAUUUUUCGAGUCCCAUUGAGUUUUUCCAUGACAUUUAUUUAUUUUGAAACAUGAAUUGACUUGAGUCUCUCUUAGGUUCCAAAAAAUAUUAUUAAACAAUUGGUACCUAAUCUUGAUGUGUUCAUUGUAUCCGCCUUUGAUGACACGAAUUAAAAUUGUUGCCCAAUAUGAACGCGUAGCUUCAAAAACGCAAUAUUUUGUGUGAAAUAUGAUUUUAUAAGCUCCGUAACUUGCCUUAUACAUAUGUUUGCGUUCAAAAUUUCUAUCGAUAAAAAUCGUCGACUCCUCUGCUGACAGUGGGGCCACACAUUCUAACGUUAUCUCUGUCUCUCUCGCUAGUACGGCAAUGUGUGAGACGGAUACAUGUCCAAGGGCUUCAUUGUUGCACUUGUUAGGGCUGUCUCGAAAUCUUGACCAGUUU
This is a messenger RNA of Spodoptera exigua (beet armyworm), 1752 nucleotides long. NCBI's taxonomy places the organism in Eukaryota, Metazoa, Arthropoda, Insecta, Lepidoptera, Noctuidae. The record is from the annotation of a GenBank genome assembly.